AUGCCCCAGGAAUCCCCGUUCAAUUCCAACACAUUCGGGAACACGCUCUCGCUUCGUGUGGACGGGAAUUUCCUGUCGACCAUGUCUAUUGCUCCAAGCGGGCGCGACGUUGUUUUGGCGGGAAGGAAAGGUCUUUUCGUCAUCGACCUCGACGACCCUUUUGCUGCUCCUCGCUGGCUCCACCACCAGACGUCCUGGGAGGUUGCCGACGUGCAAUGGUCGCCUCACAAGAGCAAACCAUCGUGGGUGGUAUCCACGUCUAACCAAAAGGCGAUGGUCUGGAACCUGGCCAAACCGUCUCACAACGCUAUAGAACAUGUCCUCCAUUCUCAUACAAGAGCGAUCACUGAUAUAAAUUUCCACCCUAACCAUCCCGAGUUGCUGGCCACGUGCUCUGUUGACACUAUGGUGCUAUCGUGGGACAUGAGGAGCCCCCAAAAGCCAAUAAACAGCUGGUCUGACUGGCGUGCUGCUGCUUCGCAGGUCAAAUGGAACCACAUGAACUCGAACGUUUUGGCAUCUGCACACGAUAACAAUAUCCUAAUAUGGGACAUUCGGAAGGGGGCCAUUCCGCUUGUGAAAAUACAAGCUCACAAUGCGCGAAUCAACGGGAUCGACUGGAGCAAAACCGAGGUCAACAAGAUUAUUUCCUGCUCCAAUGAUAUGAGUGUCAAGUUCUGGGACCAAAGCAAGCCAGAGAAGGCCAUAUACACCAUCCGAACAGACUUUCCGGUGAGCAGGGCGCGCCAUGCGCCGAUUGGAGAUCACAUUUGCGGCAUCAUGCCGUCGCGUGGUGGACAGAACUCCAUAUACAUUGUGAAAUAUAAAGACGAAGUAGGAGAAAGCAAAUUGAAGCCAAGCUAUAUUUUCAAGGGACACACCGAGCCGGUCAAGGAUUUUCUGUGGAGAAGCAGACACUCGCCAAAUGCCGAGGUGGACGACCGCGAGUUUCAGCUGGUGACAUGGUCUGCAGACUGCGAUCUUCGUCUGUGGCCUAUCCAGGAGGACGUUUACGACAAUUUUAACUACACAAGAAACCAGCCACUAGUUGAUCCGUUGCCAGACUACAGCUACGAAACUUAUCGUCGCGAGCCGCCAGUUACUUCAGAAAAUAACCUGAUCAUCCGGCGACGGAGGAACACCAACCUCAUUUCCAGCAGAAACAGCUUCACGUUGCGGAAUGACCAAUUCAACCACCUUAACUGGAUUUCGGGUAUCCGAAUUGGCCAGUCGGCUAUCCAGCAGAUGGACGUCCAAGUUGGGGACAGCACGCAACCGGCCAAUUUGGCGGAGGAGGUUGGAAACGUGGGCCACAAAUUUCCCAAGGUGAGAUUUGAAAGGAUUAGUGUGUCCACUGGCAACUUGGUGAUAUCUUUGAAUGGUCCGUGGAAGGACGAAUUAAUAUUUAUUCGCGUGGAGAUCGAUUUCCCCAAGGAGUACCCAUCGCCCAAGGGAAUUCCCAAGUUCUCAAUUGAGGAGACACACGAGCUCACCGAUGAGAACAGCAAGGAGAUGCUGGCGCGCCUGGAUGAGAUUGCCAGCAAAUAUUGUUCGCUGCGGAAAUUCUGUCUCGAGCCCUGCCUACGAUUUUUACUUGGGGAAAAAGUCAAUUUAGACAUCGAGCAGGAGGAGGACUUUCUGACGCUAGAUCCAUUCUCUAUUCCGUACGAAGAUGCCAACGAGAGCGAUAACAGUGGUGGAAUUUCUUCCAUGUCCGACAGAGACACGGGCAGUGACUCCGAGGACGAGACUGCUGCAAUCGUGGACGUCAACAAGCCGACUUUUGACAGCACGCCGGUCCCAAAGGGCUGUGGGGCCAUUUGGACGGCCAGUGGCCAUCUCGUGUGUUUCUUCAUCCCCAAAGAGGACAAAAAGGCUCCGCAACAAGUGUUCAAGUUUGGGCAGCAAGGAUUCAGUCUAGCAAACGGGCUGAAAACCAAGAAAAUUGAACACGGAAUGGAGCUCCCCACCUCUGCCGAUGCAGACUCCGAGGACGACGUUUCUAGUCUGAGCUCGGAGGCCAGCUUUUCCAACGACCUCGACAUUCUUCAAUACGACAGGCUGUACAAAACCAAGCUUCCACUGGAGAACGUGGCAAGUAACCCUGGCACUCACACUUCAAAGUCGAAACAAAGCCGCAACGUAGUGAAAAUUCACGAUUUCCGUCACUUGAUACCUGCCAAAAUGGAGCUGGCCUUUGAGUACAGAGUUUUGGGAGACACCCCUGAAAAUCUGGCUAAGUGCAACGCGCUGGUUGCAGAAAAAUACGGAUACAAGAAUUUGGCCGACUGCUGGAAAAUUCUCUCCAUUAUCCUGGUCAAGGAGGACGAGCCCACGGAUAGCUACAAGUUUUACUGGGGAGCACACCCCUUUGGAGGCAGAUGGCUUGCAAAAAUGAUCAUGAGUUACUAUGAGCGACUGAAUGACGUCCAGAUGCUGGCAAUGCUGUCCUGUGUGUUGAGCCCUAUGGGCUCGUACCAUCACAUUCUGUCGCAGAAUCGGCUUUCUUCGGUAAGCACGGCCUCGAUAUCCGAAAGCCUUGUUGGGUCUCCUGGAGAGUUACAUGUCUCUAACCGACGUGGCAUCCGUCCUCAAAGCAUAGCUCUAGGCCACCACACACCAGGCGACUCGUACUCAAUGCAGCUGGGCCGCUCUCCGGGCGCCAUGUCGUCAUCCUCGUUGUCCUCUGCUGGCAACGUCUUCAGCCAGGCUUUUCAGAAAUCGCUCAACACGACGGCUCCUGCACCUCCUGCCGCACCGGCUCCAGUGCCGAAAGUAAACAUUCAGAUGAUCAAUACGGACUCGCUGGAUCUCUAUGAGGACGCCUAUUCAAUGUCUCUACUGGACAACCUAGACAUUGAGCGGCUACAGAUGUACAGAGCAGAGUACGCCAACCUGUUGUUCUGCUGGGGCCUUCCCGUUUCGAGAGCGAAAAUUCUCAAAUUCAACCACCGCAGCUCGGAGAUGCCGUCAAGCUCAGAGCACCGUGGCGAAGUCGGCUGGCUCAAGCCAGUCGGGAAAAGCGUAUGGGACAGUGUUCGCACGCAGCGGAAAUGCCACUAUUGCAACCUGCUGAGCCGCAAAAGGCUCGUUGUUUGCACGGUUUGCAACCAUCUUCUGCACGCUUCGUGUGCGCUUCAGUGGUGGGAGCAGGAGAAGAUGGAGGAGUGCUGCAGCGGGUGUGGUUGCAGGUGUCUGGAGCACCGACUUCGAAAAGUGCAAGUGUAAAGUAGUGUACCAACAAACGGC
Messenger RNA from Ogataea polymorpha, 3249 nucleotides. RefSeq lists its product as uncharacterized. The transcript is spliced from 3 exons. NCBI's taxonomy places the organism in Eukaryota, Fungi, Ascomycota, Pichiomycetes, Pichiales, Pichiaceae. Bases 1 to 3228 code for a protein of 1075 amino acids. Gene Ontology annotation, molecular function: protein binding. The record is from RefSeq and is a predicted model, not a curated record.